AUGAAGAGCGCCUGCCUGAUCCUGCUGCUCCUGGCGGCCGCCCUGCAAGGCCACGCGGCUGCUGACCACCGCAAGCUGCUGCAGUCCUCCGCCUCCGCCAACGCCCAGGCCUUUGCUCAGGCCGCCGGAUCGGGCAGCGCAGACGCCUUUGCGCAGGCCGCCGCGACAGCGCAGGCUCAGGGCCAGGGCCAGGCGCUGGCUGAGGCCACGGCACAGGCAAUCGCUCAGGGCCGCGGGCAGGCGGUAGCGCAGGCGGCCGCCGAGGCGAGCGCCAGGGGCGGCGCCACCGCGCAGGCCUCCGCCGAUGCCUUUGCCCAGGGACUGACCCAGGCCAUCUGCACGAACCCCACCGCCGGCGCCCAGGCCCUGGCCACCGCACUGGCUCAGGCUCAGGCUGCGGGAGGCUCCGCCGCCGCCUCCGCCAUCGCCUCCGCCAGCGCCAGCGCCAUCACCAACGCCUGCCGCCGGUGCCCCCAGGAGACUGCCUCCGCACUGGCCUUCGCCUCCGCCUCCGCCCAGGCCUCCGCCCUGGGCGGCGCCAGCAGCACCGCCAACGCCGUGGCACAGGCUGUGGCCCAGUCCAACGCCGGCACCCUCAACCCACAGUGCAUCCCUCUCAACCUGGCACAGGCCAACGCCCAGGCAAGGGCGGCUGGCUGGAGCCGCUCCCUUGCUUGCCUGCUGCCAGCCAGUGGCUGCCAGCAGUACCAGCACGCCUUUGCCACCGCCACUGGCGGGGCCAGCCCGAGCGCCGCCAACGCCCAGGCCUCCGCCUCUGCCAACGCCAACGCCCAGGGCAACGGCAACGCCAACGCGCAGGCCUCUGCCAGCGCCAACGCCAACGCCGGCGCCGGCAAGUGA
Molecule: messenger RNA, 861 nt
Organism: Chlorella variabilis
Lineage: Eukaryota; Viridiplantae; Chlorophyta; Trebouxiophyceae; Chlorellales; Chlorellaceae
Exons: 8
Coding region: 1-861 (286 amino acids)
Source: RefSeq, a predicted model, not a curated record